GCCCAGUUGCUCCUAGACACUUACAAACCAGGCCGAGCACCACCAAUAAACCUCUCACGACGUCCAAAAGCACGAGAUUGUGAUAAGACAGCCGCCUAACGCUCUCCACUCUUCGUAACCCUCUUCCGGCACCGCAACCGUAACCCCAAGUCGCCCAAGACAUAAUGCGCUUCGCCAUCUUCUCCUUCCUCGUUGCGCUCCUCGCUGCCUUCGUCAUGGCCAGCGCACCCCACCGCUCCGUCAUCAUCAGCUGGCCCAACGACACGCCCGAUGACAUUGUCGAGCAGAGCAAGGAGGCUAUCCGACAGGCCCAGGGCGUCAUUACCCACGAGUACAACAUCAUCAAGGGCUUCGCUGCCACAGCCCCCGCUGCCGCUCUCGACAUCGUGUCGACGUUGAGCGAUGUGUAUAAGUGCGAGAUUGAGGAGGAUGGCAUCGUUACCACGCAGAACAACAAGGAGUAGGCUGCAUGGGGAAGGAAGAGGGCAACAAACUGGAAGGAACGCCCCCCCUAAUUAAUUGUGCUUACGAUUAUACGACUGGAGUCUGGAGUCUACUCAAGGAUCGGACUGGGUGGAGUUGGAUGAGAAUGUCAAUUAGACAAUACAUUAUUAUUCUGAUUUAUGUAGAACGGUUUGAAACCCGUGCAUCCUCGACGUUGACUGUGGAUAACACCAACAUAUCCAAUAGCCCUACGUAUUACGAUUACAGAUAGUUGCUACGCCGGAGAGUGUUGUGAUCACCGUAGGGUAAGAUGGUGGAGCCCUGCAGCGGCUCUUCCCCCGCGGGUGGCCUGCCCGUGCACGUCGUCUCAGAACAG
Messenger RNA from Alternaria rosae, 820 nucleotides. RefSeq lists its product as uncharacterized. Gene Ontology annotation, biological process: vacuole fusion, non-autophagic. Lineage: Eukaryota; Fungi; Ascomycota; Dothideomycetes; Pleosporales; Pleosporaceae. Gene Ontology annotation, molecular function: endopeptidase inhibitor activity. The record is from RefSeq and is a predicted model, not a curated record. The transcript is spliced from 2 exons. The coding region runs from base 165 to 464 and encodes 99 amino acids.